This is a messenger RNA of Ambispora leptoticha, 1335 nucleotides long. NCBI's taxonomy places the organism in Eukaryota, Fungi, Glomeromycota, Glomeromycetes, Archaeosporales, Ambisporaceae. The record is from the annotation of a GenBank genome assembly.
AUGGCUAGACGAAAGAAAAAAAGAACCCAUGUCAAAAUCGACGAAAGUGCCAACCCGGACGCGCCAAAAAUACCAAAGAGUUUUGUAUUAAGGUCCGGAAAAGUUGGGAAAACGGUAACUGCUUUAGUGCAAGACAUGCGUAAAGUUAUGGAACCCAACACGGCUGUACGACUUCGCGAACGUAAAAAUAAUCGCCUAAAAGACUUCUUAUCAGUAGCCGGUCAAUUUGGUGUAACACAUUUUCUGAUAUUUACUCGCACCGAAUAUGGAACAAAUUUGAGAAUUGCUCGGUCGCCUCGAGGUCCUACGUUGUGUUUCAAGGUGAAAAAUUAUUCUUUGACUAGAGAUGUGUUGGCAUCACAAUUGAACCCGAAAAGUCCUGGUGCAGAGUACCACACUUCACCUUUGCUUGUAUUAAAUAAUUUUGGCGGUGAUGAAAAGCAAAUCAAACUUAUGACUACGAUGUUUCAAAAUAUGUUUCCACCGAUUAAUGUGAAAACGAUGCAACUUUCAGAGGCGCGUCGCGUUGUUCUAUUCAGCUAUAAUUCCGAAACAAAACACAUCGAUUUUCGACACUACAGUAUUAAUGUAAAACCAGUAGGAAUCAGUAAAAGUAUAAAAAAAAUAAUUACUAGCGAUAAUAUGCCGGAUCUUCAUAAUUUAAAUGACAUUAGUGAAUUCGUUUUAAAAGAAGGGCAAAUUUCAGAAAGUGAAGCAGAAGAAAGUGACGUCGAAAGAAGUGUUAUCACACUUGCACAAGAUUUUGUCGGUAGAAAUAACAAAAAAUCUGAUCAGCGUGCUAUAAGAUUGACAGAAUUAGGUCCGAGGUUGUCGUUGAAAUUGGUGAAGAUUCAAAGUGGAUUGUGUGAUGGAGAAGUUUUAUUUCAUGAAUUUAUCUACAAGACACCAGAAGAAAUUAGACAAAUGGAAUAUGAGCGUGAACAGAAAAAGCAAUUAGCAGCAUUACGUCGUAAACAACAAGAGGAGAAUGUCGCAAAGAAAAAAGCUGAAAAAGAAGCUAAACAGCUUGUUACCGAUGAAAAAAAACAAAAACAUACUCGAACUUCUAAGCAGCAACAAAAUGAAAAUUAUUCAGAUGGCGACGAAAUUGAAUAUUACGACGAUGACGAUGAAAUUUCAGAUGAUUCUGUUAUAGAGGAUGAAAGUUAUUUGGAUGAUGAAUUUUCAGAUGUUGAUUGCGCUUUUAAACAGAGCGAUUAUAAUGCGGACAAUUUGUUUGAAGACUUAGAAAAUGAUGUUAGUAGUGGUAAUAAUAAUAGUCAUAAUAGUGAAUCAGAGAACGAUGAGGUUGAUGAACAAAUAUCAUCUACAUAA